This is a messenger RNA of Populus trichocarpa (black cottonwood), 2738 nucleotides long. Its product is annotated as putative disease resistance protein At4g10780. Gene Ontology annotation, biological process: defense response to other organism. Lineage: Eukaryota; Viridiplantae; Streptophyta; Magnoliopsida; Malpighiales; Salicaceae. Gene Ontology annotation, molecular function: protein binding; ADP binding. The record is from RefSeq and is a predicted model, not a curated record.
AAAAACAUAUAGGCCCCAUUACUUGUUUUAGGCUGGACCACAGGUUUUCUAGCUUUUGCAAUGUGUUCCACAGGUUAAACUUUCUAGAUCUGCAAAAAGCUAUGGAAAAUUACCAAAGCAUCCUCUUUUCUUUUCUUUUCAUUUCCAUUUCACAUUCAUUUCUCAUUCAAUUCAUCCUAAGUUACCAAAGCUUGAUCUCUCUCGAUGUACCAUUGACUUCCUAAUUUCCCUCACCAAAUUUCUUAAACCUGUCUCAUGGUCUGUGCUUCCUUUUCUGAUUGAAUCGAAUCGUCUCUUCUGGUGUUCAACAUCUUUUCUGCUUGCAAGCUUGUUUUGCUACCAACUUCAAUUAUCAUCUCUGUCACACAGCGGCAAGGGCAUUCUUUUGAAGACACAAUAUCAUAUUAUCAGACCAGAAGGCCACAGAAGAAAAAGGAGAAAAUGGUUCUGCCAAAGGGUCCAUUUUGGGAGUAUGUUAAGGAGACUGGUGAAAGUAGGCAGUGUACGUUUUGUGGGCAUCCAUUCUCCAAUCAAACUCCGAUUACCAGGUUCAAGCUUCAUUGGUCAGGAGUUCAAAGGCGUGGAACUACAAUUUGUGACAAAGUGCCAGAACCUGUUCGAGACGCAGCUUUCACUGCUGUUGAUGGUCCUCCAGAAAAGAAACUUACAACCACAGCUACGUCAAGCAAUGAUGGGGCACACAAUACAAUUUCAACUUCUUUGCUAGAACAAAACAUUCAAGUUGGAAAUGUAGUGACCGAUGUAGAAACGGAACCAGAAUUGUAUUUUCCCUCACCUGGAGAACAAGAAUUCGUGCAGACGAACAUGGGAAAUUUUCAGCUUGAUAGGGUUUCUAGUUUUCCUGGAGACCUGAUCCCUGGUGAACAAGUGGAGCAAGAGCGUGGAAGAAAUGCUCAGGACAACUUACCUUUGUCCGUGGAGGAUUAUAGGAUUGAGAGCACGAUCGAGGAAUUGAACCAGCUUGUUGUGAGAGGUGGCUCUCCUGAGAGGCUUACAGUUAAUGAAGAUGAGCCUAGAGAAGAUUUGUCCCAACCAACUGAUCCACUGUGUUUUGGCCUUGAAAGGCAUUAUGAUCAACCAUCUUCUUCCUCAGUCAACAAUGAUGUCAUGAUGAUUGAUGUGGAGAAUAUGAUUGGAGAACAUUUGCAGCCUGUUGUGAGACAUAGCUCUCGUGAAGGUCUUCAACCUAUUGGCGAUGAGAGCGGACGAGAUGUGUUUCUAACUGAAGAACUAAUAGGUGGAGAGUUUGAAAAUAAUAAGAAUGCUAUCUGGUCGUGGAUAAUGAAUGAUAUUGAAGCCUCAACAAGUAUUGGCAUUUACGGGAUGGGGGGUGUGGGCAAAACAACAUUGCUCACACAUAUCUACAAUCAGCUUCUACAAGAACCUGGCACUUUUCCCCAUGUUCACUGGAUCACGGUAUCGCAGGAUUUUAGUGUUUCUAAAUUGCAGAAUCUUAUUGCAGAAGACAUUCAUUUAGAUCUUUCAAAUGAAGAUAACGAGAGGAAAAGGGCUGCAAAACUGUCAAAAGCAUUAAUUGAGAAACAACGGUGGGUUCUCAUCUUAGAUGAUUUGUGGGACUGUUUUGAUUAUAAUAAGGUGGGAAUUCCUAUCAGAGUGAAGGGAUGCAAGCUAAUUCUUACAACUCGAUCAUUUGGAGUUUGUCAGCGGAUGUUCUGCCAGAAGACAAUCAAAGUGGAGCCUCUUUCAAUGGAAGAAGCUUGGGCUCUGUUCAUGAAGGUGCUUGGAUGUAUUCCUCCAGAAGUGGAAGAAAUUGCAAGAUCUAUUGCAAGUGAAUGUGCUGGUUUGCCUCUUGGAAUUAUAACAAUGGCCGGAACCAUGAGGGGAGUGGAUGACAGAUGUGAGUGGAGGAGCUUAGAGGACCUGAAACAAUCAAGAAUUAGGAAAGAUGAUAUGGAGCCUGAGGUAUUCCACAUACUGAGAUUUAGUUUUAUGCACUUAAAGGAGUCAGAACUGCAACAAUGCUUCUUGUGCUGUGCAUUAUUCCCGGAAGACUUCAGGAUCCGUAGAGAGGAUUUGAUAGCUUAUUUGAUUGACGAGGGAGUGAUAAAAGGGCUGAAGAGUAAGGAGGCAGAAUUUAACAAAGGCCACUCGAUGCUGAAUAAACUCGAAAGAGUCUGCCUAUUGGAAAGCGCUAAGGAAGAGUUUGAUGAUGAUAGAUAUGUCAAGAUGCAUGACUUGGUUAGGGAUAUGGCCAUUCAAAUACUGGAAAAGAACUCUCAAGGCAUGGUUAAAGCAGGUGCACGGUUAAGAGAAGUGCCGGGUGCAGAGGAGUGGACAGAGAAUCUUACUAGAGUUUCACUGAUGCAUAACCAGAUUGAAGAAAUUCCUUCCACGCAUUCACCGAGGUGUCCCAGUCUUUCAACUCUAUUGUUAUGCGACAAUUCACAGUUGCAAUUUAUUGCAGAUUCAUUUUUUGAGCAGUUGCAUGGGCUCAAGGUUCUUGAUCUGUCAUUUACAAAGAUCACAAAACUACCUGAUUCUGUCUUUGAAUUGGUGAGUCUCACUGUAUUACUGCUCAUUGGUUGUAAGAUGUUAAGGCAUGUACCGUCAUUAGAAAAGCUCAGGGCACUGAAGAGGUUAGAUCUCUCUCGUACUUGGGCACUUGAAAAGAUUCCUAAGGCAUGGAAUGUCUAUGCAACCUGAGGUAUCUUAGAAUGAAUGGAUGUGGUGAAAAGGAGUUUCCUAGUGGGUUGUUA